AUGAAGGCCAGUGAGAUUGGGGAGAAUGUUGCAAGAAUGGUCAAAAUUAUGACUGGGAUGCAAUCCCCUUUACUCGAGGAAGAUGUGACAGACGAGACCCAGGCUUGGGACGAUUUACGAUUGAAUGCGGAAGCAGGCCCAAGCCAGCGAGCUGUGUUGUCACAAAUCAAAGAUGCUUUACAGGCCUCUAAAUACAAAGGAUAUGAGGCUCAGAGACAUGGCAUCGAGGAGAUCUGGGGUUGA
Coprinopsis cinerea okayama7#130 is the source of this 243-nucleotide messenger RNA. RefSeq lists its product as hypothetical. The record is from RefSeq and is a predicted model, not a curated record. The transcript has a single exon. Bases 1 to 243 code for a protein of 80 amino acids. Lineage: Eukaryota; Fungi; Basidiomycota; Agaricomycetes; Agaricales; Psathyrellaceae.